Arabidopsis thaliana (thale cress) is the source of this 1731-nucleotide messenger RNA. It is a transcript of the gene YY1, whose product is annotated as zinc finger (C2H2 type) family protein. The record is from RefSeq and is marked reviewed. Gene Ontology annotation, cellular component: nucleus; nuclear lumen; chromosome. Gene Ontology annotation, molecular function: sequence-specific DNA binding. Lineage: Eukaryota; Viridiplantae; Streptophyta; Magnoliopsida; Brassicales; Brassicaceae. The transcript is spliced from 5 exons. The coding region runs from base 424 to 1473 and encodes 349 amino acids. Gene Ontology annotation, biological process: positive regulation of DNA-templated transcription.
GUAAACCGGUAAAAACCAACAACGAUACUAACUAAAUAAAAAUACUGGUUAAUAAUCCGGUCUAUAAACCGGUAUAAACACAGUAACAAAUCGAACCGGGACUCCAUUAUCAAAGUAUUGCUUAAGGUCUCUCUUCUCUAUCGUUCUUUUCCCCAGAACCCUAAUCUCCCCCAAAUCCUGAUUCAAUCGUACUCAAAACUCACAAAGGAACCACCUUUACCCAAAUAAAUCAAUGGAUCAUCAAAAUUAUCAAUACCAAAAUCCUUUCGAGAGACGACCCAUCCUUAAAUCCAAAGCUCCUGCUGUGAAGUGGAUCAAAGAAUGGGUACCACAAGAUAUUGUUGCUACAGGUGGAAAGUGUCAUCUACACAAAUGGGUCACAGGUGAAAUUGUGAUGUUUUAAUCUAAUUUUCAUGUUUGUGAAUGUUAAAUUGUAUCAUUGUGUUGUUGUUAUUACCAGAGGAUACUUUUAGCAGACUUAAAGAAAAAGAGAAAGAGCCUGAUGUUCCUGAGCCUGAACCUGAACCAACUACAGAGAUUUUGUUUCUCUGUAGUUAUGAUGGUUGCGGGAAGACUUUCUUUGAUGUUAGUGCAUUGAGGAAACAUUCUCAUAUCCAUGGAGAAAGACAAUAUGUUUGUGAUCAGGAAGGAUGUGGAAAGAAAUUUCUGGAUAGUUCAAAGUUGAAGAGACAUUAUCUUAUUCAUACUGGAGAGAGAAAUUAUAUAUGUACUUAUGAAGGAUGUGGAAAGGCAUUCUCGUUGGAUUUUAACCUUAGGUCUCACAUGAAGACUCAUUCACAAGAGAAUUAUCAUAUAUGUCCUUACAGUGGGUGUGUGAAGAGAUAUGCUCAUGAAUACAAGCUAAAGAACCACGUUGCUGCCUACCAUGAAAAGAAUGGUGGUGGAGAGACUCCCAAAUAUACACCACCAGCAGAGAAAGUAUUAAGGACUGUCAAAACACCUGCAACAGUUUGUGGCCCGUCUUCGGAUCGGCCAUACGCAUGCCCUUACGAAGGGUGUGAGAAAGCUUACAUACAUGAGUACAAGCUUAAGCUCCACUUGAAGAGAGAACAUCCAGGGCAUUUACAAGAAGAGAACGCGGAUACCCCCACACUGAACAAGCACAAUGGCAAUGACAGGAAUGAGAUAGAUGACGGGAGUGACCAAGAUGUUUACAGGAAACACGCUAGUAAUGGGAAAGGCCAGACACAUAAACAACAGAGCAGAGCUAAGCCAAACAUGAGGACACCACCAGCCAAAGUUGGAAAGAAAGGUUCUACCUCUUCGCCUGCCAAAGCAAGGAUUGCAAAAAAACCAUGGCAAGCAAAAGAAACUUUUGAAGAAGUAGAAAGAGAAGAAGAAGAAGAUAGCGAGGAGACAGAGGAAGAUAGAGAUAAUGUGGAGGAUGGCUGGAGGUUUGGCGAAAACAACGAGGAUGAUGACGACGAUGAAGAGACCGAGUAUGAAGAUUAGUUUGAGCUUCGUCUAAGCCAUAGGAGACCUUUUUGGUUACGUCCCUUCUCUUUAUGCGAAGGUGGCUUUUUAGUAGCUUUGUUUCUUGACUCUUCUUCUUUUCGUUUGCCUUGACACUCUUCUUCAUUUAAAGCUUUGUACAGUAUUCCGUUAACAUUUUUGAAAACCUUUUCUUUUAGUUUUGGUCAACUUUUUGAAAGAUUUUUUUUUAAUAAAUUUCAACAUUGAAUCCCAACAUAACUUCAAUGUCGUUUUCAU